Molecule: messenger RNA, 3758 nt
Organism: Cynoglossus semilaevis (tongue sole)
Lineage: Eukaryota; Metazoa; Chordata; Actinopteri; Pleuronectiformes; Cynoglossidae
Gene: lrrn3b
Product: leucine rich repeat neuronal 3b
Exons: 1
Coding region: 163-2286 (707 amino acids)
Molecular function (GO): protein binding
Source: RefSeq, a predicted model, not a curated record
AAAAAAAAAAAACCCUUGGGAGCCCGAGUGCAGCUGCUGAUGGUGGUGGUGAGUCAGUCGCCUCAGCAGCUGCAUCAGAUGAUUGACUGUUUGUAAAGUAAACAACUUGGAUCACUCGACACACAAGGACCGGUUUUUAUUCCGAAAAGAAUCUCUCCCAAUAUGAAGGACGUCUCAUUCGUGGAUCAUCUCUUUGUUGGUUUGGUCAUGGCCUGUCUUGUUGGGGCCACCGAGCCGGACUGCCCCAGGCUCUGUGUGUGUGAGGUGAGGCCCUGGUUUUCCCCCAGUUCUGUGUACAUGGAGGCACAGACGGUUGACUGUAAUGACGUGGGACUCUUUAGCCUCCCGGACAAUUUACCCAUAGGCACACAAGUACUAUUACUGCAAACCAACAAUGUGGCAAAGAUUGACAAACCCCUGGACUACCUAAAAAACAUCACAGAGAUUGAUUUAUCGCAAAACAACUUGUCAUCGAUCAGUGACGCCAUUCUGGGGACCCUCCCUCAGCUGCUCUCCCUCCACAUGGAGGAGAACUGGAUACAAGAGUUGCCUGACAAUUGUCUAGCGGAGGUGGCUAACCUUCAAGAGCUCUACAUAAAUCACAACCUAAUAUCCCACAUCGCUCCCAUGGCUUUCCAGGGCCUCAGCAACCUCGUCCGUCUCCAUCUCAAUUCCAACAAACUGAAAGUCAUUCAAAGAGAAUGGUUUGCACCAAUGCCAAAUCUGGAAAUCCUUAUGAUUGGUGAGAAUCCAGUUCUUUCACUCGACGACAUGAAUUUCAAACCCCUGGGCAACCUACGCAGCCUGGUUCUCACCAGAAUGAAUUUGUCGCAGCUGCCGGACGACGCGCUGAUUGGGCUUGAUAACCUAGAGAGCAUUUCCUUCUAUGAUAACAUUUUCCCCAAGGUGCCGCAUUCAGCCCUGCGAAAGGCGAAAAACCUCAAAUUCCUGGAUCUGAAUAAAAAUCCCAUUGUGAGAAUACAAAGAGGGGACUUUGUGGAUAUGCUUCAUCUCAAAGAGCUGGGCAUUAACAGCAUGCCAGAACUGGUUUCCAUCGACAGUUUUGCCCUCAAUAACCUCCCUGAGCUGACCAAGAUUGAAGCUACCAACAAUCCCAAACUCUCCUACAUUCAUCCUAACGCUUUCUACAAACUACCAAGGCUGGAAACUCUCAUGCUAAACGGCAACGCGCUAAGUGCCCUCCACAGGAUUACCGUUGAGUCUCUCCCGAAUCUCAGAGAGGUUAGCAUGCACAGCAACCCCAUUCGCUGUGACUGUGUGGUGCGCUGGAUGAACAUGAACAAGACUAACCUUCGCUUCAUGGAGCCCGAUUCCCUCUACUGCGUGGAGCCUCCGGAGUAUGAAGGGCAGCAUGUCCGACAGGUGCACUUCAGGGAGAUGAUGGAGAUUUGUCUUCCUCUUAUCUCCCCCGAAAGCAUGCCUAAACACAUCAUAGCAAAGAACGGAAGUUCAGUAUCACUGCAUUGUCGUGCGUUUGCCGAGCCAGAGCCGGAUAUCUACUGGAUCACCCCAUCUGGGGCAAGGGUUCUGCCUAAUACCGUCUCUGAGAAGUUCUACAUGCACCCAGAGGGAACCUUUGACAUCUAUGACGUCACAGAAAACGAGGCAGGUCUUUACACGUGUGUUGCCCAUAAUCUGGUCGGAGCUGAUCUUAAAUCUGUUUCCGUGGAGGUGAAUGGAUAUUUCCCCCAACUUGUGAAUGGUUCUCUUAACGUCACGGUGAAAUCCGUGGAGACCAAUUCGGUCCUGGUUUCUUGGAAAGGUGUUUCUGGCACACUUGCCCCCACCAUCAAGUGGUACACUCUGUCGGAUGCCAACCACCCCACUAUAGCGUUCACCACCAGAGUUCCUUCUGACGUCCAAAGCUACAACCUCACCCACCUCAGCCAUGCCACUCGCUACAAGGUAUGUGUGGAAGUACGCAGCGUCCGCUACACCCAAGACACCAAAUGUGUCAGUGUCACCACGAAGGGAUUAAGGCUGGCAGCCAAGGAUACAGAAAGAUGGGAUGCAGCAGUAAUUACUGUCUUUGGUGUGCUCUUGGCUGUGAUUUCAGUAGGCAGCCUGCUUGUUUAUGUGUCUCUGAGGAACCACCACCUUUAUGGGGAUGUAAGAAAAUGCGACUCCCAAGCUUUGCUGAAGCCAGUGGAAGCCGCCCGUGUUCGCUCUCCAUUCUUUGCCAGGCUGUGGGUUUCGGGUAAGAGACUGCCAAGUGGAGUGGAAGUGAAAGCCACGGUCAUAAAUGUAUCUGACAAUGCCUUUUAAGACGUGCAGCUUUGUUGAGCACUACACCAACUACACUGAACGGACAAAGCCACGGGCAGGAGCGAACUAUUGUGUCGUACCGUUUGAGAGACAAACCCACUAAUGGUCCCCCGGCCUUAGACUUUGACGGAAACUAUUUAUAGGCGGGAAUGGGACUGUUUAAAAUAGACUACACGCUGCUCCAGUUCUGACCUUAACUGAAGUGUUGGCUUUGUAUCUGAUGCAUUAAUCUACGCUCACAUCAAACAGGAAGGGGCAUUUACUCAAAAGUAUAUAUAUAUAUUUUGGUACAUUCAUGCAAAAAUGCAGGAAAAAGGCGGCGAAGGUUGACGGUGUAGUGGUGACGACGGUAAUGGUCAACUCUCUUGUUUUUGACUGUUAAAUGUGUUCAGAGUUGUGGAACUGUCUGUGUGGUCCCAAGCAAUACCGUCUGUGCUUUGUCGAACAUCCAUAGACGAGUUAGAGAGUUACAGUUAUAACACCCGUCUAUUAUGAGGAGGGAGAUUUCGUAGAGUAGACAAAAAUACCAGUGACUAUGGUGUAAGCCUUUUGCUGAAACAGUAUAGCCCCCGCCCCUCACUUUUUCUAUUUAAAAUGGAUUCCUGAUUUUUUUUUUCAUGAAAAUACUGUUAGAUAUUGUAUUAUGUUGAUGUAAUGACAAUUUCUCUGUACCUUGAACAGCUUGGACGUCAACUGGAACGGGCGUUUUUUUAAAAAAACGCUCUUAUUGCUUAUCGUUAUAUUUGACUGGGACUGAGCGGGAGACAUGUGGCCAUGUUGGACAUCGCAGGUGGGUAAGAGACUGGAAGUGACAGCACUUUCACACAGAAGACAAACUGACAUGUCAAAGUAGUAACAGUACAUAUGGUACUGAUAACAUGAAAAAUGGCUGUGUUCAAUUUAAGUGUCACUGCACCUGACAGGACCACAGUGCACGGAGCCAGCCUGCACAAAAGCUUAGCUCCGGAAAAGCAGAGCAGAUAAAUGGAAUCCAGCCAUCAGUCAUUUUGGUUUUGUUUUUUUUUUUUUACCUCUGUGCUGUUUUGUACUGAGACAUGUCAAAAUGUCCGCUGUGAUAAAGGCCAAACGAUUAAUUAUCUGAAGAAGCGGUCUGCUCUGCCCUGGUAAGUGCCUACAACAAAAAGUACAUGUGGUUAAAAAACAAAUCAGAAAAAAAAGAGAAGAAGAGGAAGCAACACCGAGGGAACCCUUCAACCACAGCGAACAUGGCCAUGUCAUCACUGCAGAACCACAAGUUAUUCUCCGGUACUUUUAGUGCAAAUACUUUCUCAGUAUUUUUAGCAUACAUAUUUUAAGAAAAAAAAAACAUUUCCUUGUUGCUUUGGAUGUAAAGUCAAAAAGCCAUUUUUAUAUUUACUGUAUUAUACGUGAUCAAUGGGCACAACAGACUAAUUAAGAAAAGUGCUAAGAAAAAAAAAUAAAUGUCAUUGUUUCUUUUACAAACGCUUGUU